AUUACAGGCUUGAGCCACCGCGCCCGGCCAGAGACUCUCUUUAAAAAAAAAAAAAAAAAAAAAAACUGGGGCCUCUGCCUCAGUUUGCCCUGGAGCCAGCCGGGGCCCGUCCUAAUUUGGAGCACAGUCUUCCGGGUGCCUAGACAUGCCAAGGCCCCUCCCACGUGGGACACCCUCUCCGUUUAGUACCUGACCACCUGUUUCAAAACACAGGUGUUUCUGGUUUAGAAACUUGGAAGGCAGAAUGUGUUUUCGCAUCUUCUAGGAGGGUUUGCUGGGGACCGGACCACGUAAGCCUGAGUGGAUCCGGACUCAGCUGCAGCCCUUACCCGCCUCGUGCUGAUGAUCUAUGCAUGCAGCAGACACAUCCACUGUCCUGUGUGCGGGUUUUUAAAACAGUUGCCCUGGAUGAAACUGAAUAAACCAGUGACGCUAUUCAAAGUCUUUCUGUUCUUGGGGGGACGCUGUGGGCAGAGGGGAUAAACUGCAGCCCCUGGCCCUCCCCUGGCAUCUGCUGACUGGGGGACCCCCAUCAUGGCAUAAAAACCUUCUCCUGUAGCGCCCUCUGGCCUCCUGUCACUGGUCACUGGCCAGUGUCCUCCCAGGCUGCCCCGGGAAGGGGGCGUGGACAUCUGUAGAAUGGAGGCAGGGUGCUCAGGUCCAGACACGCCGCCAUGGGGCUCCAGCCAGCUGGGACCCCGAGAGCACAGGGUGCCUCUGCCUGCCGCUUCCCCUCCCAGACAGGUCCCUCUCUUUCCAGAAACAAAGGAAGGGGCAGCCCCAGAGGGUGGCUGAGUGACAACAGAGCCCACCUGGACAGGGUCGGCUUGGAGGUCCCCCCAGUCCCUUCAGGAGAGGAGCCACUGGAACACUGGUCGCCUUGGGACAUUCUCCAGCCCCAGGUCACUGUGGGGCAGCAGGAACAGCUUCAAGGACAGACCCAACUCGGAUGUCACCAACUUACCAGAUGUCCCUCCCCAUUGCUGGAGCAUCGUGCAGCGGCCAGCCCAGCCUGCCAGGGGCAGAGACCCUGCACUGGUCCCCGGGCUGGCUUAUCUGCUCCAGUGCAGGGAUGAUCAGCUGGAACUCUGACCCCACUCACAUCUGGAUACGCAGUGAGAGGCCCGUUGUGGCCGUGACACUGGGAGGAAGCCGGGAGGAAGCAGGGCUCCAUGCUCUUGCUCCAAGUGAGCCGACCAGGGAGCCAAAGUCAAGGUGGCCUGGGAGCCACAUCCACCCACCUGGCCGCUGGGCUCUCACAGCCACUAGAAACCCAGCAGCCUCUCCCCUGGGUCUGUGCGGGGCUCUUCAGCCCUCCUGGGGGCUCAGUGGCUGGGACGCUGCUUUAUAGACAGUGCAUGGCUCCGCCACCUGACAGCUCCCAGAGGGUUCUGGGGGUGACUGUAAAGAGCGGUGCUGGCCCCGAACCUUUCCUAUUCCCCUGGAUUUAGUUUCCAGUAAGUGGUGGGGAACUGAACAUUUUGUCCCAUAGUGGUGGGAGAGAGGGCUGGCCACAUGGGUCCAGGCCACCCCUCAGCCUCCACAGCCUGCCUCUCGCC
Cercocebus atys (sooty mangabey) is the source of this 1559-nucleotide messenger RNA. RefSeq lists its product as uncharacterized. The coding region runs from base 675 to 1076 and encodes 133 amino acids. The transcript has 3 exons. Lineage: Eukaryota; Metazoa; Chordata; Mammalia; Primates; Cercopithecidae. The record is from RefSeq and is a predicted model, not a curated record.